This is a messenger RNA of Salarias fasciatus (jewelled blenny), 4398 nucleotides long. It is a transcript of the gene arhgef25a, whose product is annotated as Rho guanine nucleotide exchange factor (GEF) 25a. Gene Ontology annotation, biological process: axon guidance. Gene Ontology annotation, cellular component: extrinsic component of membrane; cytoplasm. Gene Ontology annotation, molecular function: guanyl-nucleotide exchange factor activity. The record is from RefSeq and is a predicted model, not a curated record. Lineage: Eukaryota; Metazoa; Chordata; Actinopteri; Blenniiformes; Blenniidae. Bases 491 to 2551 code for a protein of 686 amino acids. The transcript is spliced from 16 exons.
CUCUCUCUCUCUCCCUCUCUCUCUCGAAGCAGUCUCCCAGCCUGUCAUUUGACCAGGCAGUUCACAGAGGCGAGAGCUCAGCACCAAAAAGAAAGCAGAGGAAAAAAACAGAGCCAGAGGGAAAGGUUGCCUGUUCAAUAUAACGAUAAGCCUGCUGGAAUGUUUCUCUCGUUGCUUUAUUACUCGAUGUAAAAAAAAAAAAAAAAGAAGAGAGAGACUGUGAGUGUGGAUUUCUUCUUGGCUGCUUCUUUUUCUGGACUCUCACGUUUUGGCUUCUUGGAUGUUGGCUUCAACUCUGUUUGCCGUCCACUGAAGAGGAGAAGGAUCAAGGGACAUCUUUUUGGUGGAUUUACACUUGGAGGAGUGAACCUCUGCUGGGGGUGAGGGUGAGAGAGGGAGACAGACAGAGACAGAGAGAGAGAGAGAGAGAGAGGCAGAGAGAGGGGGGAGAGUGCCGGGCCAUGCCCACCUCUGCUCAUGGUUCAACAGCAUGAAAGGGGGCCACCACCACCAUCGCCACCACCGAGGCUGUGGCUGCCAGCACUUGUUCCGUAAAGUCCUGGUCAAGUGUGGCUGCUGCUAUGCCAGAGUCAGAGACUCGUACUCGGCAGCAGGCAGCGAGGGCAGCAUCUCCACCUCCGUGGCGUCCCUGCCCCCGCAGGCCUCGGGCAGCUCGGCCCCGAGCUCCCCGGGAUCCCGGCGCUCCGUCAGCACCUUGAAGAAGUGGCUCACGAACCCCGUCCGCAAGCUCAGUGUCGGCUCGGCGACCAAAGGAGAGCGCCAGGUCCGCAAGCUGGAGGGAAAACCUCCGUCUCUUUCGUCCCACAGCCAGAGUCAAGACCUGAACAGCCUCCCGAGGCCGGACGAGCCUCUCACCAUCUUACCCGUCACCCACAGAGAACUGGAGUGGAAAGACGGCCUGGCGAGUCCUGAGGACCUGUCACCAGCUACACUACAGUCACCCAGCUUCAUCACGGACUCUCUGAUUGGCUGCACGUCUCUGCCGAAUGCUCAGGACACUCAGUCCACCAGCGUCCUGCCCGACGACAGCGGCUCGGUCCUGCUGGAUGACACCUCCAGCCAGUGGUCCGCCGCCGCCGACACCGAGGAGGAGAGGAGGAGUGCCUUAGAGAAAAGCACGUAUGUACUGAAGGAGCUUAUCGAGACGGAGAAGCACUACGUGGCAGACCUGGGACUCAUAGUGGAGGGCUACAUGGGAACGAUGAUGUCUAAAGGGGUGCCAGAAGACAUGAAGGGAAAAGACAAGAUUGUUUUUGGAAAUAUCCACCAAAUAUUUGACUGGCAUAAAGACUACUUCCUGGGAGAGCUGGAGAAGUGUUUGGCAGAGCCUGAGAGGCUGGCUCAGCUCUUCAUUAAACAUGAGAGGCGUCUGCAUAUGUAUGUAGUUUACUGUCAGAACAAGCCCAAGUCGGAACACAUCGUGUCAGAGUAUAUUGAGACAUAUUUUGAGGAGCUCCGGCAGCAGCUGGGACACAGGCUGCAGCUCAACGACCUGCUCAUCAAACCCGUCCAGAGGAUUAUGAAGUACCAGCUACUGCUGAAGGACUUCCUCAAGUAUAACACCAAAGCUGGGAUGGACACAGAGGAGCUGGAAAAAGCAGUAGAAGUGAUGUGCUUUGUGCCAAAACGAUGCAACGACAUGAUGAAUGUGGGUCGACUACAAGGCUUCGAGGGGAAGAUCACAGCCCAGGGCAAGCUGCUCCAGCAGGACACCUUCACCGUCACCGAGCAGGACAGCAGCUUCCUGUCUCGGGCCAAAGAGCGACGCAUCUUUCUGUUUGAGCAGCUGGUCAUCUUCAGCGAGCCCAUCGACCGGAAGAAAGGCUUCUCGCUCCCUGGAUACACCUUCAAAAACAGCAUCAAGGUGAGCUGUCUCGGGGUGGAGCCCAGCCCGGACGGGGACGAGUCUCGCUUCGUGCUGACGUCCCGUAACCCCGACGGCAGCGUGGUGCGCUUCCAGCUGCAGGCCGCCUCCCCGGACAUCUGCAGGGCCUGGGUCAACGAUGUGGUGCAGAUCUUGGAAAGCCAGCGCAAUUUCCUCAAUGCCUUACAGUCACCGAUUGAGUACCAGCGGAGGGAGAGCAAGUCGAAUAGCCUGGGCCGCAGCAUGAGGCCCCCCCUCUCUGCCGCCAGCGCCCUGCGGCCUCACUCCUCCGCCUCCAUCGACCGCCACAAGCUGCCGUCCCUCCACUCCCACAACACCUCCCUGCCCGCCCUCUACCUGCCCAGCCAGGGCCCCGGCCAGGGCUCCAACGGGAGCUGCUCGCUCAAAGACCCCACCCUGGUCCAGCCGUGCCCUGCUGACCCCCACACUGUAUCCCCGUCACACGUCCAGCUGGGCUUCGCCGAUCAGCCAAACUGUCCGGCCGUCUCCAACGGUCUCUACACCCCGGCCGCGCAGAGUGCACAGCAGAGAGCAGGAGAGGGCUGCCGCAGGGGUCAGGCCGCCGACGGCCAGGCUCCACCGUCAGGCCCCUCGGCCGGGCGACGUCCCAGCAACCUGGCGCAGCUCGACGAGGACGACCUUUGAACUCUGGUGCCGUGCAUCACCUGGGUCGGCGAGACGGCAGCUCGGGUCGCAGCUGUGAAGACAAGACUUUGAUUCCAGGUCGGACGCUCAACCUGGGUCACGACUUCUGGUGGAUUCUGAAGGAAUCUGAAGGAACAUUUGAAGGAUUGACAGGCUGCAGAUAUAUGUAUAUUAAAACACACACACAAAAAUUUGCUCCUUUCUUGAGAGCAACUGAAAGGGAGGCGACACAGCCUGAAUCACCUGGUGUACAUGAGCAGCACCUGGUGAGAGGUUAUGAAACUCUUCAUGGACACUCACCGUUAUUAUAGUUUCUGUUUUAUUUUGUUUUUGUUUUUGUUUUUUUACCUUUUAAGAGAGUCUGUAUUUCACUAUUCUCUCUAUCAAAGGCAAGGGGAAUUUGUUCAAUGAUUCCAUUCCUGAUUGGGGCAGUCACUGGAGUUGCGCAUGUGUCUGAAUGCUUAUCAAAUGUGUGUGUGCGCGCGUGUGUGUGUGUAUGCGUGCGUGUGUGAGGAGUGGCUCUUCUUGUACCUUCUGGUAAAUUUCUGAUUUGUUCCGAAGCCCCAUUGUGAAGUUAAUGCAGCUUGUUUAGUCGGACUUUCCCCACUCCCCUGCCGACAGCUGAGUUUGCGGUUGGCGUCGACGGGAAGGGGAAAAGGCAGCACACUUGAUGUGAACGCGCCACGCGGACUUUUCCUCACUCAGAUUUCACACUUUCAGGUGAAGGUGAAGAACUUUCUUUCUCGCCACAGUGCUGAGAGCCCCGGUGCGCUCUAUUAUUCUGUUUGACCGGCCCUCUUUUGAUCUGGACCAGGAGGCAUGAGGGAGCUCCCUGGAGGUUCUCUGUGGGUGUGACGUCACUCCAGAACGCUCUUUGCUCUUCGGGAAACCCCAGAGGAGUUGCAAGGAGUCUGCAUUCAAAGGGCCUGCUGUGCUGACCCCAGAGUGCUGCAUGCAACAUCUCCUGAGUGAAUGGCCGGCACAGUGCAACACAAACCAUGCUGAAGUGGGCUGCUUGUGCUUUUAUGAACAGGAGUUCCUUCAAAAUGAGUAUGUUUUUUUUUUUUUUUUAGUCCACUGCUGUCAUGUCAAGGCUGUGCACCGUUUCUAUAAUCUCUGUUAGCGUUUGCCCUCAUGGGCCAGAAAUUGUACAGUGCAUACAUACCAUAAAGGCAAUCAUCCGUUUCCACUCUCAAGGUGACCCAGGUAUGCCGAGAAGUAUCACCGCUGGUCAGAACGGAGGGCGAGGAUGUGUUGCUGCAUAAACAAGAGUAAUGCUGACAAAUCUGCAUGCUCCCUCUUCCUCAACAGUGCCAAAAACCCGCCGCAGCACAACACUCAAGUGUUUCAGGCUCUUACUCUAUACUUCGGGCUUGCCAAUACUCUCACAGAGCAAUCGCAGAUCCCAUGAGAAACAGGCGGAGGAGAGCGGGACGGAUACCAGGGGGCUGCCCUGUCCCCUCUCUCCUGCGCCGCGGCCAGUAGAGGUCCUCAUCAGGCUUUCACUUCCAAUUAAGUUGGAUCAUACAGCUGCACCAAAGAUCAGUAGGCCUCAUAUUUCAGCGCUGACGUUCAAGCUUCUUAACAAUCAGUCCUGCAAAACCAACGUAUAAAUCAUAAUGAACUGAAAGUUGUGACAGCCAUCUCACAGAACCAGCAGUUCGUGUGAACUGGUGAGUUUUUAUGGGGAUUACCGUUCAGGCAGUGUUGCAUGGAACACAAAGGAAAACCACUACAGAGAACCAAAAAAGGACACACAACAAGGGAGGGUUGGUUAACGCCAUGUUUGACUGAUUAGAAACAGUUGUACAAUAUCAAAUAAAGAAAAAGUGUUUUUUUGAACAUGA